Messenger RNA from Plasmodium malariae, 1155 nucleotides. Its product is annotated as P-loop containing nucleoside triphosphate hydrolase, putative. Gene Ontology annotation, cellular component: Rad51B-Rad51C-Rad51D-XRCC2 complex; replication fork. Gene Ontology annotation, biological process: double-strand break repair via homologous recombination. The transcript has a single exon. Lineage: Eukaryota; Apicomplexa; Aconoidasida; Haemosporida; Plasmodiidae. The record is from RefSeq and is a predicted model, not a curated record. Bases 1 to 1155 code for a protein of 384 amino acids.
AUGGCAAAUAAGGGUGGAGAAGGUAUCAACAUAGACUGCACAUGUUUAGAUCUAUUUGAAGAGCCUACGAAAACCUACUAUUUUUAUGACUGUGCUAUAUUAAAAAAAUGCAUACAAAAUGGGGCCUUAAAAGAGUCUGAGAGUGUGUGUAUAUAUGGAAAAGAAAAUUGCGGUAAGACUUUACUUCUAACAGAAAUAGUAGCUGAUCUUACGGCUGUAAAAGAGCUUAAAGGAAUGAAUUCUAAAGUUGUUUUUUUAGACUGUGACUUAAGUUUUAACUAUAAAAAUUAUGAAAACAUGAUAUAUAAUAAAUUCGAUAAGUACAUAAGUAAUAGCUAUAAAAGGAAUGACCACACGAGUAAUAGCUACGUAAGUAAUAACCGCAUGAGUAAUAACCCUAACGUGAAUAUUAUUAACACGAAUAAUAAACUUAAAAAGGAAAAUUUAAAAAAAAUAUAUUUAGAAAAAUCUUUUUCGAAUAUUUAUUAUAUGCCCAUAUUUAACCCAGGUCAUCUUUUAGUUAUUUUGAACACACUGAAAAUUUUAUUAGAAAAAAAGGUAUUUAUUGAAGCAUUAUUUUUUGAUUCCUUAUCUUUUUGGAAUUUCUGUAAAUAUGAUAAAAUAAAUUUCUUUUCAGAUAAGAAUUAUGUGAAAAGAAACUCUUUCGAGUUAUUGGAUUAUGUUUUUACUCUUAUUUUAAAUUUAAAAAAAAAGUAUAAAUUUUUAUUUUUUUACACAAAAUUAUGUAAUGAAGACAGAUUUAUAGAAUAUAUCAUCAACUUGUCUAUUAACGAAAAACAUGGGGAACAAAUAAAGAAUGUCGAAAAAAAGCAAGAAAAACAAGUAGCUGGUGAAAAAGUAAAUACAUUAAAACAAGUAUUUUUUUUAAUACCACAUAAUUUUAAUGAUAUAUUAAAAACACAUAUAUUUUUGAAAAAAGAUUUUGCAACGAAUAAUUAUUUAAUGGAAAAACCUUUUUUUAUUUUUUUAAUACCAAAUGAAAAGAAGCAAUUCACACACAUCAACAAGAAUAGUAAUUUUACAAAUUUGAAUUUUUUAUUAUGUUUAUCAUCUGAAAUGAAAGACAAAGAUAAAGAUUCCUAUUCCAAGUUUUUUUUUAUGAUAACUAAUUCACACACGAUUGUCCCUUUGUAA